Molecule: messenger RNA, 15535 nt
Organism: Spirometra erinaceieuropaei
Lineage: Eukaryota; Metazoa; Platyhelminthes; Cestoda; Diphyllobothriidea; Diphyllobothriidae
Source: the annotation of a GenBank genome assembly
AUGCCUCACUGCGCCUCUUCUAGACAGAUUAUUUCCCAUUGGAAGAAUUGUAGUAGCCGUGAGUGUCCCGUGUGCGAACCCCUUAAGAGAAACCAGCACAGUCAGCUGUAUCAGAAUUCGUUGCGCCAGCCAGGUCAGCAAAUAGUCCCAUCCUCAAAGCCGGCCGAGGUAAACGGACUGCCGGCCUUUUCGAAAUCAAACGCCGUUGUCCGACCUCCUAAUCAGUUGCCUGCCGCUCGUGGUGGCGUUCUCGUUGCCGGAACUUCGAGACCUUCAUUACCAAAUGCUCCAAGAAACCAAGGCCCUGCUCCCUUCCUUGCAUCCUCAUCUUCGGGCCAUCUAGAUAUGAAGCAGGCAAGUAGUGCAUCCACCGCUCCUAUUCCUGACCAAACCGGCUGGCGAAAGAACAUUAACAUGGAACACAGGAACAGCAUUGUUAGGAGAAUGUAGGCAUUGUUUUUUUGUAAAUAACUUUUCUUUUAGUGUAAAAUAUAUCCUACCACAGCCAGACCCGGCAGUGUACCAUGAUCCCCGGAUGUCAAACUUGAUCGAAUAUGCAAAAAAGGUAGAAAAUACCAUGUAUACUACAGCCGAAGACAUGGAUGAGUAUUUUCGCCUACUUUCUGAGCGUUGUUAUAAAAUAUACAAUGAACUGGAGGAAAUUCGGAAGCGCCGUCGAAAUGCUGCAUCGGCAGCCUCAGCUAAACCUACCUCAUCCGCAUCGGUUGACUCGACCGGUAGCGCAGGACAACAGACUAGUUCAUCGGCACCCUCAUCUCAACAGCGUUUUCCCCCUCAAACCUCGGCACCGUUGGCAAUGCCUGGUCAUGGCCUCACCUCUACUAACAACGCAGAUACAUCUAUGUCAGCCGGUGACGUCUGCUGCUCUUCUUACACUGAUGCUAAUUUGGCCAAGUUUGAUCGUGCCCUUUCAGCACACAACCGUCCCCCAGUCAAGCCUGAAAACGGUCCAGCCGUCCAAUCCGAGCAGAAUAACAAUUACAACCCCACAGCCUCUGGUUUUUCAGUUGGUGGGACAUCUUACAAGACGGAGGAUGCAGAGAAGCCUCAUUGCGCUCCUGGAAUCCCUGGUGGUGUCACAGAUACGCCGACCAGAUCAUUUCCUUACAAGCAUGAGAAGCCUGAAGAACAAAUCAAAGCCGAAGAUACGCCGUCCACAGACUCGCGCGCUACCUCUAAUUACGAAGCUCUACAUGCCGCAUCCCCUGUUUUGAAAGUAGACAAGUCAAACUGGAAAAGUUGGUCCAGAGAAGAACUUCUACGACACUUCUUGCCUCUGCUUGCGGAAAUUUAUAAUGAUCGCAAUGCUGAGCCCUUUAGAGAUCCUGUCGACCCAGUUGCUCUCCACAUCCCGGAUUACCCUCAGGUUAUUAAACAACCCAUGGACUUAGCAACAAUACGAAAUAAUCUGGAAGACGGAAAAUACAAGGACCCAUGGGAGGUCCUUGAUAGCUUCCGACUGAUGUUCAAUAAUGCUUGGCUUUACAACAAAAAGACCUCUAAAGUGUAUAAAAUGUGCACAAAGGUAAGUACCAGUCUUCAAUUCUACUUGUUUAGUUGUCGGAACUUUUCGAAAGCCAGGCCGACCCUGUCAUGCAGGCGAUGGGCUUUUGCUGUGGACAUGAGUAUUCUUACCAACAAAUUUUGUACUGCAGUUCGUCCAACGUUUGUACGAUAAACCGUGAUGCCACCUACUACGUUUAUGAAAACACGUAAUGUUUUCCUUGAAAUUAAUGCUAUUUUAGGGAUAAAAAAUCGCUCAUUUGUGAUUUCUACUAUCAAUGCGAGAAGUGUUUCAACGAAGCUGGAGACGAGGUUAUGCUCGCAGACGAACCUGACCAAACACCAACGUAAGUUUUUCAUGAACAAGUAAUCUCGUACUCUUUUAGACCAAUCAGAAAAGAAUUGUUUGAGCGAAAAAAGAACAAUGUGACAAUUAAUGAAGCCAAUGAGAUCUGUAAGGAAUGUGGCAGACGUUGGCAUAAAGUUUGUGGACUCCACAUGAACGAAAUAUGGCCGGGCGGUUUUGUUUGUCAGGGAUGCUUGCACGCUCGUGGAAUAAAACGCAAAGAGAACAGAUUUACAGCGAAAAGACUGCCAAGCAAUAAAUUGAGCACUUUUCUCGAAAAACGUGUCAAUGACUUUCUAAAGAAAAAGGAGGUGGGCACUGGUGAGGUGACUAUACGUGUAUUAGCCAGUUCUGACAAGACCGUGGAGGUCAAGCCGUUAAUGCGCAGUCGUUUUACGGAAAGUGGCGAGCUUUCUGAGAGCUUCCCCUAUCGUUUAAAGGCAAUUUUUGCUUUUCAAGAAAUUGACGGGCAAGAUGUUUGCUUUUUUGGACUAUACAUCCAAGAAUACGGGUCGGAGUCGCCACAACCAAAUCGCAGGCGUGUUUAUGUGGCCUACUUGGACUCUGUAUUCUACUUUCGACCAAAACAAUACCGAACAGAUGUCUACCACGAAAUCCUCGUUGGCUAUCUUCAUUACGCAAAGCGAUGUGGCUUUGUGAUGGCACAUAUUUGGGCAUGCCCGCCAGGUGAAGGCGAUGAUUACAUCUUUCACAUGCACCCUGUUGAGCAGAGGAUACCGAAAGCCAAACGUUUACAGGAUUGGUAUCGUCGGAUGUUACAGAAAGCCAUGAUCGAGGGCAUCGUUGUGGACUUCAAAGAUAUUUUGAAGGAUGCUAUUGACCACCAUUUGGUUUCUCCCACAGAAAUCCCCUACUUCGAAGGCGACUUUUGGCCCAACACCCUCGAAGAAAUACUUCAGGUAAGACAUUUGCUGCGUCUUUUGCAAUGUAGAUCGCAGAGUAACCCUCCGACGCAGGAGGCUCCCAUAUAAACACUCAUUUGACGUUGUAAUAGCCAAUGCCUGGUUCAUGCUUCUGCCAUUUUUCACUAUGUUAAGCCUCUGUUAGACAUGUCCCGCGUAAUGGUGGUCCCUUCCAGUAGCAUUUAAAGGGUCAGGAACUUGUGCCUGGUUUUAGCUUGGGAAAAGAUUCCUAAGCUGUUAUAAUCAUAGUACUUUAAUGAAACAAGUUUUUUUCGGAACACAUGAAGACAGAAUAACCACUUGCGAAUUCGCAACAUUACCAAGUAACAGUUUAAUUCACGGAAAGAAAAAUCUUUACGCAGUUUUGGUGAUUCAGACGUAUCUUGACCGGAAGUUGUUAGGGUUCCAGACUGUCACUAGCUGCCGAUUUAACGCUUUUGGACCGAUUUCAUUGGUCAUACUACAUGACCUCCACUGUCACUGUAAGUAGGCUUACCAAGCAGAUCGUCAUGACUGCAUAAAAUGGUAUUGCAGCAGCUUCCGCUGCUGAAGUAGUUUAAUUCUGAAUAUCCCCUAAUGCAACACAAGCGAGCAGUUUUGCCAAGUACUAAAAACUCGGAUGAGCUCAGUCCCCUGGUUACAUUUUCGCAAUGCUUGCGGCCAGAAAGUUGUGACCGUGUCCGACCUUGCCAGCGUCGAUGUCGCGGAUUGUGUUUUGCACGCAUAGCGGUCUCAACAGCAAAUGUAGAAGGGUUCCCCCGAAUUUCCCAGCAAAAAAGAUCAGAUACCAAGGGUCUAGAAGUCGUUUAAAUGUCACGCGGGAUUUACUUCAGCUAUAUUUUCAAUUCAUCUCUUCGCGUUUUUCGAUUAAGCGAUCUUGUUGGACUUCCUCUGCACUCGAAUAAGAAUGUGCCUAAACCAUAUUAGUCAUCUUUCUUAGACGGCAUGAAAUAUGCUUGCGAUAUUUCCGCAGGUGAGUGCGAACUGUCUCACCUGACACGAUGUCAGUUUACCCUGCUCAAUGGGUCGUCCCAAUAACCGUUUAUCGAAGAUAUCCAUUCUCCAUCCAUCUUCCACACGAAUGGCUCACCGUCCGCAGAUGUAAAGAUUGGCUGACGAGACUGGGUUCCAGUGCAUUUAUGUUCUGGUAGCGACCGAGAUAUUGUAGUGGAUCCAUGGCUGUUCUCGAAGGCAUGUAAAAACCACGUAUAACAUUGACUCGGUCGGCGAUGUCUUCACUCCGUCUGUUUGGUUAUAGUUAAACUCCGAGCUUCUUCGAACCGUCCACUUCGUAAACCCAGCAGCCAUUACGUACGAGGGGGGCCUUCUCAUGAUCAAAGCUACAACUCCAGGAGACCUUGGUCUUCGUUGUGUUGUCGGGCAAUGCGACUGAUGUGGCGACUUAAGUCGCCCUAGACACUAUAUCAUGUAGGUCAGCAGAACCAAGAGAAAGCAGAACGAUAGCGUCAUCCCAGCGGAGGUCAGGAAGCUCGCAUUCUUGUGCAUAGUCUACGUUGCCAAAAACACGAUGUCGUCCCAAGUACUCAGUUGACGACCUCCGUAAAUAGGAGGAGCGACAGGAUUCAAUUGUGCUUUGCAAAACCGAAUAUUAAACGGUCGGAAGUCGAUGCUUGCAAAUGUAAGCGCAGUAAUAUAUUAAUAGUUGGCCUCGGUCUCGACCGUUGGCACUGGUUUGGUGUUCAACUGCAAGAGUUCUAUUGCCAUAUCUCGUGCAGUACUAAGCUCUGCAUUUCCUUAGAACUUUCGGAGUGGAUUUGCUUAACUCUAUUCUUGACCUAUGACCCCCUAUAUCUGACAACAAUAAGUUUUCUUUAGUUUUGUGGGUUCUUCAGACUGUUCUGAUGAUCCGUUCUCAGAGACGUACACCCUUAGUUCCACUGCAUCUUUUAAUCUCUUUUCACCUCGGAAGUUUUUACUAUUUUCCCACCAGGAUUUAUCGGGCGGUUAUGACCGGAACGAUGAUACCGCUCAACAGAGCAGUUAAAGGGCUUCUCUGUUGUCAUUCCAAAGCUUGUUAUCAGGGUGUUUCUACAGAUUUUAAGACUGUCGGCCAAUAAGUUCAGUUUACUUGAUUUCCGAAUGUCAAAAUCGGAAGGUGACCAACGGAAGGAGCUUGCCUAUAAACGUAGGAACCCAGAAAUGUCUUGGAAUCAUUUGCUGCUUCCAGACAAGACCACCUGACUCUGGGAAGAAGAUCUAAGAUCCUAGGGAGUAGCAGUGACCUCUAGGUGACCCGAAGCUAGACGCUCUACUCACUGACAUAUGAACCCACAAUUUGUUGUUCUCCUUCGGGGAGAUUCGCAUCAUAACACGGUUGCGGCGAUAUUAUCCAACUUCAGAGCGGCGCACACGUCCGAUUUCAUACCGAAGCCUGGGCUGGAGAUCGUUGCUGACGUCUGGGUUUUACACCGUCUUUAGCUAUAAGACAGCUUGCGAGGACUCCAGAGCUAAGUGUGUUGACAUUGCUACGUCCUGCAGUGAGCCGGGGUCUAAACGACGUCAUUUCUCAGCAGAUUUUAGGCACUCCGACGCCCCGCGUUGGCUAUACGUAUGCUAUAUUCAUCUCGUGAGCAGGGCGUCAAAAGCGCUCUAGCACUCUUAAAUAAUUGUUUAGGUUUUCUCUGGCUGUUAAAAUUAUCUCACCCAUGCCCAAUCAAUUACUUCCUGAAUCAUCCUGUAUGGGACUGUGCCGCUUUUCGGUAUAUUGCAAAUUUGCUAUCGCUCCGGAGCCACUAUCGCCAGGGUAUAUGGAGGCAUCAGUCCACAUUCGCAGUUGUUAACACUUUUUCACUUCUAUUUGCCAACGGCUGUACUUGUAAAGUAGCAGCAAUGAUCUUUGAAUUUGCGACAAAUUACUUUUCAGCCGAAGUUGGUCGCUUUCUCAGUUUUCGAGACCAACCUUUCGCAACAAGUCUUAUCCACCCCAUGGUGCGUUGUGUGAUCGUCCUUUCCAGCAAUAAAUCGCUGCAAUGCUUACAGUGCACAACCAUAAGCGGCCGGGAAAUAGCGACGUCCUUACCGAAAUCUACAAGUUUUGUGUCGGCAUAAGCGCUACAAGGUUGAAAAUAAGUAGGAGGACGAAAUCCUCACUGACGACGGUCUUCCUUGUUCAUGUUCCAAAGAAGGAAAAUAGGGUGAAGCGCGAGAAUGACUGGGGCACGAGUCUCCCCGACAAAACUCUCGCCCUCCACCCAUUUGAUAUCCGGUCUCCUACAAAGCAUUUAUGUCCUCUCGCUCUUCCUGUUUCACUAAGGCGUCUGGGUUCUCGGGAAAACGCGCGUUUUUGGCAACGUAGGGUAUGCACAAGAAUGCGAGCUUCCUGACCUCCGCUGGGAUGACGCUAUCAUUCAGCUUUCUCUUGGCUCUGCUGGCCUACAUGAUAUAGUGUCUAGAGCGAGUUAAGUCGCCACAUCAGUCGCAUUGCCCGACAAAACAACGAAGACCAAGGUCUCCUGGCAUUGUAGCCUCGACCAUGAGAAGGCACCCUUCGUAUGUAAUGGCUGCUGGGUUUAAGAAGUGGACGGUUCAAUGUAGCUCGGGAUUUAGUUAUAACCAAACAGACAGUGAAGACAUCGUUGCCCGAAUCAAAGCCACACACAGAGUUCUCCGCAAGUUCUUACAAGCAUCGGACAAUACUUUGGCUGGUCUCGCCACUGAUGGGGAUCCACCACCAGCUGUUCGAAAAAAGUACAAAUGCGUCACCUGCUACGCCACAGCAUUGGGAAAACUUGCGAGUGUCCGGGUGUGGUUUUAAAAUAAUAAAGUGGCGAGAACUAGGGGAACAGCAAAUUUUAAAACUGGUAAGGCCACAGACUGCAAAUGAAUACCCAUCGGCCAUCGUUUUACUUUGAAGGCUUUAAUCUUUUAACCUUCCAAGUGGCUAUAUGGAUACGCAAGUUUCCUAAUCAUUGACCCAAUGGAAAUAAAACCAGAGGGAGGAUUCUUAUAGGUCCUUCAAACUUUAGGCGUGCGUACUUUUCUUUUACGCCUGUCAUCCCCUUGCUGAAUUGGACACCCAUGACUAUGAGUUUUAAAGUAAGGUAGGGCCAAAAACCACCGAAUGCAGCCGACGAAUCCACUCGAGCCCUUUUGGUCACUCCAGACGGUCAAGUUUGCCAUCAGAAGGACACUUCGGCGAGAUCCCUUUUUCCAUGAGUAACUAAAAACUAUGCGACAGUCUCAAAAUUGUGCUGUUUGCCUCGCUUCGGACACUGUCUGAAUGAUGUACUAUUAUUAAACUGAGAUUUAGUUUGCUAAAAGGGAGGAUAGCUACAACCAGCCACCCCGUCGUUGCUCUCUUCCUACAAAUGCAAGACGAGCAUCUGUGGACGAUUGGUAGAUAGGAAUGUGGAGACGCCGUGUUUUCGGAUGGCUGGCACAGUGCUCAUAUCAUCUGUUACCAGCAUGAUAAUUAAGGACAGGUUGCCGACUUUCAAUACAUCUGCCUCACUCUUCCUUAACUGCGGUACCCCGAUGGCCAGACAAGGUCAAGACGAUUGGGGGAAGGCGUGGGCAUAGUCACUGGCAAAGCUAAACAGCCCAUCUAGAUGUGCCUCGGUCCCUACUGAAUAUGUAUUUGAUUAUAGUAAUGUUGGGGGUGAAGAGACUUGCCCUUCAUCUACGUGUGAAUAUCAUAAAGACCACUGUAAGAAGGAUCUGUUGUCUUACCCCAGUUUUGCUGAUUACCCAGUUACUCUGUCAGUUGGCAACCUUCCGAGUCCCGUCAUAGAUUCAAGCGCGUCGGAUUUACCAUAGUGAGGAAUGAGCGGAUUUUCCGUUGAGUCCUCUAGUACUGGUCCCCCUUACCCCACCCAUGCUCAAGCCGACUGUCGGAGUCUGUCAGCCAACCGGUGGUUCGUGUUUCCCAGUGGCUGACGUGACACGAAAGCCUCGUUUACGUCGUGCAACACGCGUGAACUCACCACAGCCAGAUAAACGCGUGUCGUGAGCCCGCCCGAAUUCCAUUCUGUCCUGGCAUGCCGUCGGCGCACCCCUAAUGACAGUCGUAAUUUGGGAUUCCUCACCCAUUAUACAUAGAUAUAAAGCUCGCAAGGUCGAAAGAGCGGGUAAACUCUAGGCAUCUGAAUGCUGUCUCCUGAUUCCCACACAGAUAUGACAUUGUAAGACGGAGAAGACGCAUUUGGAACUCGACUUCAUGAGCACCGUCUACCAGGCGUAUGACACCUUUUUUUCACGCUCCACAGCGGUACUUUCGUGGGUAAAGCUGAUUUUGAGCAUCACUGGCUCUUUAGUCCACGGUUUGCAUGACCGGUAUACCAAAUAGUUCGAAUUCAUGCAGGACUGCGUUUGAGGGUCAUCAUGUGAGACACUACUCUUGUACAGCAGCGGACCAACUGAAUCAGCCCUUAACGCCUUCGAAUAUAUUCAGGCGAAAUAUAAAAAGCCUUCCAAGGCUUUCUGAAGCCGAUCUACGUAGCAUUGCUCACAAAACUGAACACAAGGAAGAACUCUUGGAGUAUUUAUUCAUGCCAUCUUGUGGUCCGGCAAAUGGUAAGCGUCUGCAAACUAGUUCCUGCCCGCCCCCCCCAGAGUACCACCUUCACUUCCCCUACCAACACGAGCAGAAAACCAAUCCCAACCGGCCAGAACGACCUGAACUGUGUACUAUCAUGGAGGACCGAACCAAUGUACAUGUGUUAAGCAUACCAGGGAGUUAGAAUCGUCAGUCCCACAACCUCGAGGAGAGAAAUGAAAGAAUUCUCAUCUUACGUGUAGAAGUCCAUUUUCGUUCGCGAUGGUACUACACUGGUUUUGGACAUCGGCACUUUCGUCUGUAAUUAUUGAAUACGGAUUUUUCUGUUGAGCCCGAAGACUUAUCCUGAGUGGAAUGAACUCGUUAUGUUUACACCAUUUUUUUCGGAAGUCACUUUGCGAGAUUCCGCUUAUCAGUGAGUUCUCUGAAGUUCCCCAUGUAGUUUUGAAAGUUAGAGUGAGUAACCAAAGUAUUGGUGUUUUGGCAGAUUUGUAUACAGUAGAUGUGCUAACUCAUGAAAUGUCAACCAAAAUUUCGAAAUGCGUUCUCGUUUCGAAAAGAUCAAUUAAGUAGUGUUGUAAAACUAAUCAUAAUGCAGCAUAAAUCUAUAAUGAUCCAGUUACCUCAGGGUGUCCGCUUUCGAAUGAACUUAUUUUCGGCUGCAUGCAAGAUCUAUACUCUUCAAUAAGUGACUACUUAUGUAGUAUGCAAUUUUCUCAUUGAUUUUCGAUGCCCUUGAAAAUUCAAUUAUAUUUCAUGGAAAACAUGCAUAAAAAUAUUCAUUCUUUUACUUAUUCGGUAGAAAAUCACGUCUUCUUCCAAUUUCAUACUCAAAAGAAGAGUAUAAUUCGGUUUUAAAAAAAACUUUUCUAAUUCCCGAAUAAUUUUGAACCCGACCUGCUGUUACACUUGCAGUCAGGGUUUCAAAACUACAAGCUGUAUAUUUUCCGUGUACGGAAAACCAUGCAUUUCUCUACGGUGUUAAGAGGAGACCAUAUGAGGUUCAUAAAAUUAAGCAGUGGAUUUGAGCAAUACUGUUAACUUUGCAAGCCACAUUCGUAAAUGCAGAUACAUGACGUUUCAUGAACGGCCAUUUAACGGUAUUAAAAAAUCUCACAAUUAGAGACUUUUUAAAACCUAAUUAUACUCUUUGAGUAUGAAAUUGGAAGAAGACGUGAUUUUCUACCGAAUAAGUAAAAGAAUGAAUAUUUUUAUGCAUGUUUUCCAUGAAAUAUAAUUGAAUUUUCAAGGGCAUCGAAAAUCAAUGAGAAAAUUGCAUACUACAUAAGUAGUCACUUAUUGCAGAGUAUAGAUCUUGCAUGCAGCCGAAAAUAAGUUCAUUCGAAAGCCGACACCCUGAGGUAACUGGAUCAUUAUAGAUUUAUGCUGCAUCAUGAUUAGUUUUACAACACUACUUAAUUGAUCUUUUCGAAACGAGAACGCAUUUCGAAAUUUUGGUUGACAUUUCAUGAGUUAGCACAUCUACUGUAUUUCGGCCGACCCCCUUGUAAAGAAGUCGUCAGCCUCGAUGGGGUACGAGCCCGCGACAGUAAAAGCUAGGUUCCGACUGCAGCCUACGUUCCAACUGCCUGAGCUACGAGGCACGGACCGAGAGCUAUGAGUCCAAUCGCGUUUGGGUAACGUUGCCGGCUGAUGUCGCCAAAUUCUUCACAAUUUGGUCUGUCAAGCUAAAGUGUUGCUCGAAACCGCACUGGAAGUUGGAAAUUCAGACCAACCGCAACCUUCCGACUUAAACACGGGCCUUCUUGUUCUCGUAGAUAAACAGUUUUACAACAGCAGAACAGCACGUGUUAACGAUAGUUUUUUGAGGAUAAACAUUGUAAAAAAAAUAGUGUGUACAAAUACUCAAUCCUAACACAGGCAUUUCCAGCAUACGCAUGGUCGGUAUUUUCCCAGUGCCGUGUGGGUGAUGUAAGGCUUCACAAGGCUGUGGUUGUCGACCCAACCGCUGAUAAGGUCACUGGCCGAUAGUCGAGUCUGUUGUCUCAUAGUUAUUCAAAAGCUUGUUUAUUGGCCUCAACAGACAAUAUUUGACUUUCCGAGGUUUCUUCAGACUCCGUUUUCGGUCCGCCUUAGUUUUUCGUUUUCGGUUUACACCUUCAUGGAGGGUAAGUAAGCAAUGACUAACCGCUCUGACCUGAUGCAGAAUGGAGCCAAAAGCCCUUGCCGACGGCCGGCUAAGGAAAAUCGGCAAUCAAAAGAUGCGAUCCUGUAGAGACUGCGCCGCCAACUGGUCAUACGCAACCCCUUAUACGAAAACUGCAUUCUUGAUCUCCACUGACAAAACGUAGUGCAGUAGUUUUUGUAAUGCGUUCCACUUCAGUCCCCGAGCCGAUUGAUGGACAGUGACGCGCGUUCAACAAAAACUGCCGCAUCAACCAGUUUGGCAUUAUCUCAUUACCAGUCCAUCAACUGUCUUAGACAGUUCGCCGGGAAGGGAAAGUACGGCCGACACCAAUGCACUCUCUCGUUGCAGUCUGACCCAAUGUAUCAAAUGUAACGCUCUUAAAGCUAUCACGUUCCAAAAGUCGUGCCGUGAGAGGCUGCCAGCUGACUAGUUCGCACAGUUUCCUUUUGGAGCUUAUGAUAUCCGAUAUCGUGUGGCAAGCUUUAGACAUCGGUCUUACAUCACGUCAGGCAUUGCGCCCAGUUUCGUGUCCCGUCGACUUGGCUCGAACCUGCCACUCGUACAUGAUGGAAUCGGGGAGAGUUAGGUUCAUCUCGUAGCUUUCGCAUUAUAAGAAUCCAACACGGAUUUCGACUAUCGGGAUGCGGUAAAAACGGAGUCUCAAUGACUGUCGGCUGACGAUGACGUCCUUCCUACGGACUGAGGAUCAGAUUAAAGAGCCCCGUAUUAUGACCCUGAGGGCAAUUUUCUUCGAUGGGAUCCGGGUUUUAUAAGAUGUGUUCCGUGAGUUUGGGGACCAGCACAUAUGUGGCACACGCAGAUGCGGUUUUUAGCCUCGUCGGUCACUCCGCCCACACAUUUCAGUCGUCUCAGCCCUGUCCUGCGUGUUGCGUGUAUUAGAGAUAAGUUCUGCUUAAAGGCUCCCCACUAACUCAGUUUAUGUACAUGUCGCCACCACGUGCUCGAUGCAUCUGCCGUUAGACGAACUUGGGCUUAGGUCGGUUCAAGUCAGUUUAGUAAGGGAAUGAGACUUGCGCCCUUGAGCUCCCCAUUCAUAUAGUUAAACAGAAAUAGAAUCAAUUAUUACAUCAGUAAAUCUAGAAAUUCAAAAGUUGACGGUUAGUGUGAACCAAGCGCAAACUGCCGCUGCUAAAACAAUCGUGAUUAUAUGUACAGUAGUUCCUCAGCAAAUGAGCGUCUAGUCUCUACCAAAAAGAUUCAAGUUACAGAAAAGACCACCGCAUCAGAGGUGGCAAUAUUUUUUUUCAUCGGCGACCUAUCUUGAGGUUCGUGGAUGGUCUUUUCACUCGACGUUCUGGCAGUUAACAUGUCCUGUUUGUCUCCUCUCCGCUUCCCCGACUGCCCGUGACCAAAAAAUAGCUUGAAUAUCACGCAGCACCGUGGAUUUAAACUUAAAGACAGCCUGGAAUCCGUGUUUGACAAUUCAGUAACCUAGACCCACAUGAUUUACUUCACUUUAGUCGCCCAGCAGCUGACCCUGGUUUACUUUUAAAAUUACACGGAGGAUCUUCUCUACAAGUAAUAAGACGCCAUCUUACACCUACAAUCUGUUAAAAUACUUAAACUUGCCACAGCCGGUUCGAUGAUCGCUCAUAUCUUCAUCCACCUGCUAUACUUUCGUCGGGGUUAGAUCCCGUUUUUAUCGUGUCGUGCUUAUUUUCCUGUCACUGCAUCACUGGAUUUCGCAGUAACAGCUAUUUAUUUUUCAGUCGACAUAGUCUUCCUGCAAUAGCAUCGUACAUAAGUUGCUGAGUUGAAUUCAGAACCUUUCGGCUCUACAUAUUUUACACCUUUUUCUUGAUUGUUCGUUGUCAUAGAUGUCUUUUUUUACCACUGUAGGAACUUGACAAGGAGGAACGUCGACGUCGCGAAGAAGCUGUAGCUAUUGCAGAAACAGAAGACGAUGAUCCAGAUUGUUCGGGUGGUCUCGAGGGCGGAUUGGGUGACCCGGAUAAGCGGUCUGGAAAGAAAAAGGCGAAGAAACGGAAAGGCAACAAAAAGUCUGGCAGUUCCCUCUCAAGUAAGCGCAAAAAAGUUGAUGGACCAGUGGAUGGUAUAACGGAGCUUUCGCGAAAGGUCUACGAUACCAUGGAGAAGUUGAAGGAAAUUUUCUUUGUCAUCCGCCUACACAGAAAUAACACGGCGGCCUCGCUUCCCCCCAUCGUUGAUCCUGACCCGCUAAUACAAAGUGAACUAAUGGAAAGCCGUGACUCCUUCUUACAAAUGGCCCGAGAGAAACAUUUGGAAUUCUCCUCCUUGCGCCGCGCGAAGUACUCGACGAUGGUCAUGCUUUACGAACUGCACAAUGAGGGCCGUCAAAACUUCAUGUACAGCUGCAAUGUUUGCAAGGCCCAAAUCGAAACCCGGUGGCACUGUAACGAGUGUGAGGAGUAUGACCUGUGCACUAGAUGUUAUAAACGGGAAAAUCAUCCACACCCAAUGGUUCAGUAUGGUUUUGGCAUGGAUGAGGAUGAGUCUAAUGCCAAUGGCGAACCUGCAGAAAAGUCUAGCAGCACUGUCCAGCGCAAAGGCAGCCUGGAGUACUAUGCCAAGGCACUUGCCCACGUUUACCAGUGUCGUGAUGCAAACUGCCGCAUGCCAACCUGCGUUCAAAUGAAACAGGUUCUUUCCCACAAGCGCACCUGUACUAAACGUGCUAAUGGCACAUGCACUCUUUGCAAGCAACUGGCAAGCAUGUAUUGCUACCACGCACGAUCUUGUGAAGACCCCAAGUGUCAGAUACCUUUGUGCCCAACUCUAAAGGCUCACUUUAGACGUCAACAAAUUGAACAGCGCCGACAACAGAGUAAGUCAUUGCAACGACGAACCAAUUUGACACGUGGAGCGACGGUUGCAAGCGAUGGCUCGUCGCAGCACCACCCUCCUCACACACUGUCCGAGUCUCACACCCUUGCCGGUUCGGAUCCCACUAGAGGUUCUGGCGCACAAAUGACUCAACAGGGUAUUCAAAUCUCUAAGGUUUCGUCUUACCCGAUUUCCGCAGAUCUCGAAAACAGUAGUAUGACAGCCCACAACUCGGACUCCGUCCAUGUGGCGGGAUCCAUAAACGGAACCAACCAAAUGUCUAGCGCCCAGACCUUGACGAAUCUUUAUCCCCAGGGUUCCAUUAAUUCCCCAUCCAUGUGUCAGACUCAAGUUCCUCCAAGGAUGUCCACAUUCACUUCCUCACAAGUUCCCCGCCUCUCCAUCCCAACAAGUUCCUCUCAGUUGUCAAGCAAGUCCCCGGGCCCCAGUCACAUGCCUGAAACCUGGCGAAAUGCAUCCCCUACAGUCGGUACAGGUAUGAACAACGACCGCCCAUCCAAUCAGGCUCCACCCGCAGCUGUUAACCGACCGAAUGACUUUCAAGUUGACGCAAGUAAGGCAACUCCGCAAGACAUCGAGCGCGUGCGUCAGGUGCUUCGGAUGAUUACAACUACCAAAGUUUCCACAGAAGAGCAAAAUAAACAGGUACGCCAGUCUUAUUUUGGUUCCCUUUUUCCUAUGGGGCUAGAAAAUAGGUGGGUUUUGGUAAUGGGUGUUUAAUAGCAUGUGUCUGGCCUUUCUACAUGUAUAGCUACCUGCACUUGUGAUCAGUCUGAACUUGUUAAUGAUGACAUGUCACUCAUCCGGCUCAAGUGGCUUGUUUUUUUAGCAUUGGAUGAAAAUUCACCGUUAUUGAGCUGUCCAGUUUUUUUGUCCCCUUUUAAAGGCCAAACGUUUACUAUCAUAGGUGUGAUCGACGAGAUUUGUACAACUCCGUUUUGGUAUAAAGUAUCGACCGUCCUUUAUCCAAGGUUUGGACAGACAUUCACAGUUCCAGCCGCAUUUCCGGUUGAUUUAUAUCCACUUAUCUCUAUUUAUUUCACGGUUUACAUAUGGCUGUUUUUAUACGCCCCAAAGUCUUUUCAAAACCACAUAGAGAGGGGUGCCAGCCGUCAUGCCUUCGUAUAUUCGUUUUCGAAGCGUAUAAUUUGCGUCUGUUCCACUGUUGGAGCAUUUUUCAAUCGGGUUUUUUAUCUGCUUUGGAAGGGUAAAUUGAACGCGUUACUAUUUAAUCCGCCUUCUUUACUUUUCAGUUUGUCACCUGGAUCCGGCGACAUCCAGAAUAUCAUGCCGCUUUUUAUGCUUUGCGCUCAAUGAAUCAGGCGAACGCACGAUCAAAUGCUCAACAGCGGCAGCAGAAUGCCUCGAGUUCCUUGACAGGCACUGGUCCGAGCAACGUCCAUAACCCUAGUAAUCCCGUGGGUCUCUCAACCUCACUGUCUUCUACUGCUACCCAUACGAACUCUGUGGUCGUAACCCCCACUAAUCCCCAGGGCCAGUCUACCACACUCCUCCCCCAGCCCAUGGGCUCUGUCCUUUCUAUCUCCAGCGGGGGUACGGCUAAGCAAGUCAUCCUCAACAGCGCCUCUCAGUCUUCAUUGUUUCAACACUCCCAACAAACCCAACAACCCCAGACUGUUCAGCUUGUUUUGCAACAAUCUUCUCUAAAAGGUGUGCCACAGCAGUCUCUGAACACUGUCUCUCAGCAGCAACAGCCCCAAACUAUCCGACUUCGAACCGUAGCCGGACCCGCCGUGAUACAGUCUCAGCCACAAAUGCAGGUUCAAGGACCUCAGCACAUUUACACGCCUUGCGCCUCGGCGACCUCCAACAAUGGCACCGUUUAUGUUGGUACAACGGUCGCUGGUGGGGGUGGGGGCACGACUCUGCUUACAACUAUUGGACACACACAACAGCCUCAUCUCCUUGGCCAACACCGCAUCGUCCCCACGGGAACAACUCCAAUAUCGGCCAUCACUCGAACAGUCGCUGCGCCGGUGGGCUCUGGCUCCAAUCAACCAGCUACACUGGUGCACUUCCGUGCGUGCGGCCAACAACCAACCCAGCACCAACCCCACAUCCUCCUUACAAAUUCCGGUCAGCAAGGUCAAGGAGCCCACUCACAGCUUGUAACACCCGGUCGUGGUGCUCCGAUUGUCGCCGUGAUGACCAGCUCCCAGCCAUCUAACAACAGCAGCACUCCUAAUGUGAACCCUCCAUCAGGCUCGUGA